Molecule: messenger RNA, 657 nt
Organism: Suncus etruscus (white-toothed pygmy shrew)
Lineage: Eukaryota; Metazoa; Chordata; Mammalia; Eulipotyphla; Soricidae
Gene: SNRNP35
Product: small nuclear ribonucleoprotein U11/U12 subunit 35
Exons: 1
Coding region: 1-657 (218 amino acids)
Biological process (GO): mRNA splicing, via spliceosome
Cellular component (GO): U12-type spliceosomal complex; precatalytic spliceosome
Molecular function (GO): snRNA binding; mRNA binding
Source: RefSeq, a predicted model, not a curated record
AUGAGUACUUGGAUGCCCAUCGCCAAGGAGUACGACCCGCUUAAAGCUGGCAGCAUCGAUGGUACCGACGAAGACCCCCAUGAUCGUGCCAUCUGGCGGGCAAUGCUGGCCCGCUACACCCCCAACAAAGGCGUCACGGGCGACCCCCUCCUCACCCUGUUCGUGGCGAGGCUGAACCUGCAGACCAAGGAGGAGAAGCUGAGGGAGGUGUUUUCACGCUAUGGUGACAUCCGACGGCUGCGGCUGGUGAAGGACGUGGUGACAGGUUCUUCCAAGGGCUACGCCUUCAUUGAAUACAAGGAGGAGCGUGCGCUGCUCAAGGCCCACCGGGACGCCGACGGCCUGGUCAUUGACCAGCACGAAAUCUUCGUGGACUAUGAGCUCGAGAGGACCCUCAAGGGCUGGAUCCCGCGGCGCCUGGGCGGAGGGCUGGGUGGGAAGAAGGAGUCGGGGCAGCUGCGGUUCGGGGGCCGGGACCGACCCUUUCGCAAGCCCAUCAGCUUGCCAGCCGUGAGAACCAAUCUGGGCCGGGAGGGCAAGAGGGAACGGCGGGGGCGCUCCCGGUCCCGAGAGAGACCCUGGGAUGCCAGGCCCCGAGAUCGGGGCUGGGACAGAAGGUGGCAGGAGAGAGAGCCACGAGGCCAGGACUUUCGGUAG